AUGACAACAAUCUUCCGCCCCGGCGCCUUCGCCUUGAUCUCGGGCUCCGCCUCUGGCGUAGGCUUCGCGUUCGCCCAACACUGCCGACGACAAGGCAUGCACCUAGCCCUCAUCGACAGAAAUGGCGCAUGUCUCCAACAAGCCUCUUCUGCCCUGCAAUCCCUGGCCCCGGACUCCAAGGCUCAAACAUACACAUAUGAAAUGGACGUCUCAGAUCUUUCCGCCUGGUACCACCUCCGCGACGACGUCGGUUCCAGGUUCUCCACCGGCAUCGACUUCCUCCUCCUCAACGCCGGCAUGUCGAUCCGCACGACUACACCGUGGGAAGACGCCGCGUAUUUCCACACGACGCUGGCCACGAACUUUUUGGGCGUCGUCAACGGCCUGACAACGCUACUCCCUCUGGUACGGCAAUCCGCGGGCCCUUCGGCCGUCGUGCUCACCGGCAGCAAACAAGGAAUUACCAACCCGCCCGGCAACCCGGCGUACAACGCGAGUAAAUCCGCGGUCAAAACCGUGGCGGAACAACUAGCGCACGACUUGCGCACGAGUAGUUCGUCGGUGCACGCGCCCCAGGUCUCUGUCCACCUGCUCGUGCCGGGCUGGACGUUCACGGGGCUCAGCGGCAACGUUGGGCCAGUGCCGGAUGAGGAGGCGUUGGCGAAGAAACCACGCGGGGCGUGGUUGCCGAGCCAAGUUGCCACGUACGGCGUGCAGAAGAUUAAUGAGGGGAAAUUCUAUAUUAUUUGCCCGGAUACGGAUGUGGAUGAGGCGCUGGAUAAUGCGAGGAUGACGUGGGCGAUGGGCGAUAUUACAGAGGGGAGGAACGCGUUGAGUCGGUGGGAUGAGAAGUCCAAGGAUGAGGCGGCGGAGUGGAUAAAGAAGGACGCGGAAAGGAGGAGGCAGUAG
Messenger RNA from Rhinocladiella mackenziei CBS 650.93, 909 nucleotides. RefSeq lists its product as uncharacterized. Gene Ontology annotation, molecular function: oxidoreductase activity, acting on NAD(P)H, oxygen as acceptor. The transcript has a single exon. NCBI's taxonomy places the organism in Eukaryota, Fungi, Ascomycota, Eurotiomycetes, Chaetothyriales, Herpotrichiellaceae. The record is from RefSeq and is a predicted model, not a curated record. The coding region runs from base 1 to 909 and encodes 302 amino acids. Gene Ontology annotation, cellular component: intracellular anatomical structure.